Molecule: messenger RNA, 4396 nt
Organism: Cynoglossus semilaevis (tongue sole)
Lineage: Eukaryota; Metazoa; Chordata; Actinopteri; Pleuronectiformes; Cynoglossidae
Gene: mbtps1
Product: membrane-bound transcription factor peptidase, site 1
Exons: 22
Coding region: 530-3724 (1064 amino acids)
Biological process (GO): proteolysis
Cellular component (GO): Golgi apparatus
Molecular function (GO): serine-type endopeptidase activity
Source: RefSeq, a predicted model, not a curated record
CAGUGCUCUGCUGCGGAUGUUUAGUGUGUUUGCGAGCAGAGCUUUUCGACUGCGCUACGGUAAAGGCUAGUUAGCUUCACAAUAGUUGAAUAAGACGGCCACAUAUGGAGUUCUACCGACACAAAGAAGCAAAUCCCUGACAAACCAGGGUGUUAAACCAUCUUCAGCCUGAAUUUCAAACAAUUCCUGGACCAGACGUUCUGUUCAACUCCAGCAUCGUCCUCCACCGCUGCUCCGUGACUCCUCCUCUCCUCCGUCCUCUGCUUCCACCACCUUCAUCCUUCUCUCCCCCGUCAUGGCACCUGUGUUCCCACUCUGGCAGUGUCACUGACCUCCACCUCGGUCAUCCACCAUGGAGAGAAAACGCAGAAAGAAAUCCCAUUAGCCGCUCUGCUCGUUCGCAGUAUGGACUCCGUCUCAGAGCUCUGGACCUGAGAUGUUCUGUCCCCUCCCUGGACCUAGCACAGCUUUGAGCUGCUCUCCUUCUCAUUCAAAAUAGCACAACUGCUGGUUUACUUUUAAAGGCCUCAUGGUCUGUUCCACCUCUCUGCUCAAAAUGCUCCUGUUUCCCGUCUGGGGCUCAAUUCUUUUCUGCCUCCUGACGGGCUUCCUGCCUGUGGUGGGGAUGGAGCCUGCAGGGGGCGCCAGGUCCGGCUCUGAACCCACCCCUGAUCCUGACCCCGACCCCCUACUCUCACCGUCUGCCUCCAACUGCUCCCAGUUAACCCUGAAGCUGGAGUUCUCCACCAAGGUGGUGGAACACGAGUACAUCGUAGCAUUCACGGGCUACUUCUCGGCCAGAGCUCGUAGCCACUACAUCAGCAGUGCCAUCAGGAACACCAGGGACCAGGAUCUGGAGUGGCACAUCGUUCCCAGAGAAAACCCGGCGUCAGACUUUCCCAGCGACUUUGAGCUGGUCCACAUCCGUCAGGCCUCACCCAGCAGUCUGCUGACCCUGGAGGACCACCCUUACAUCAAGAGGGUGACACCGCAACGCAAAGUGUUCCGAACGCUCAAAUACUUUCCCUCAUCUGAACCCUCGGCGCCCUGCAACGCCACCCGAGGGACGCAAUCGUGGCAAUCAUCCCGUCCAUUCAGAAGAACCAGUCUGUCACUCGGUUCCGGUUUCUGGCACGCCACCGGACGCCACUCCAGCAGGCGUCUGCUGCGGGCCAUCCCACGCCAGGUGGCCCAGAUCCUGCAGGCAGAUGUGCUGUGGCAGAUGGGACACACUGGUUCGGGUGUGAAGGUUGCGGUGUUCGACACGGGCCUGAGUGAAAAGCACCCGCACUUCAAGAACGUCAAAGAGAGGACCAACUGGACCAAUGAGAAGACGCUGGACGACGGCCUGGGUCACGGGACGUUCGUUGCAGGAGUCAUCGCCAGUAUGAGGGAGUGUCAGGGCUUCGCCCCCGACUCUGAGCUGCACAUCUUCAGAGUCUUCACCAACAACCAGGUUUCUUACACCUCGUGGUUCCUGGACGCCUUCAACUACGCCAUCCUGAAGAAGAUCGACGUUCUCAACCUCAGUAUCGGGGGCCCUGACUUCAUGGACCACCCUUUUGUUGAUAAGGUGUGGGAGCUGACGGCCAACAGGGUCAUCAUGGUUUCUGCCAUUGGCAACGACGGACCUCUGUACGGCACCCUGAACAAUCCUGCAGACCAGAUGGACGUGAUCGGGGUCGGAGGCAUCGACUUUGAGGACAACAUCGCCAGGUUUUCCUCCAGAGGCAUGACUACCUGGGAGCUGCCAGGAGGCUACGGCAGAGUGAAGCCUGACAUUGUCACAUACGGCUCCGGUGUCCGCGGCUCAGGGAUGAAGGAGGGCUGUCGCUCUCUGUCAGGCACCAGUGUCGCCUCACCCGUGGUGGCUGGAGCGGUCACACUGCUGGCCAGCACCGUCCUGAACCGGGAGUUGGUGAACCCGGCCUCCAUGAAACAGGCCCUGAUCGCAUCGGCCCGCAGGCUGCCGGGGGUGAACAUGUUCGAGCAGGGCCAUGGGAAACUCGACCUCAUCAGAGCCUAUCAGAUUCUCAACAGCUACAGACCUCAGGCCAGUCUGUCUCCCAGCUACAUCGACCUGACAGAGUGUCCGUACAUGUGGCCCUACUGUUCCCAGCCCAUAUACUACGGAGGAAUGCCCACUAUUGUUAACGUGACCAUCCUUAACGGCAUGGGCGUCACAGGCAGGAUCGUGGACAAGCCCAUCUGGCAGCCCUACCUCCCUCAGAACGGUGACCACAUCGACGUGGCCGUCUCCUAUUCGCCCGUGCUGUGGCCCUGGGCCGGAUACCUGGCCGUGUCUAUCUCUGUGGCCAAAAAGGCGGCGUCCUGGGAGGGCAUCGCUCAGGGUCAUGUGAUGGUUACCGUGGCAUCGCCUGCAGAAAAUGAUUCUGAGGUCGGAGGAGAGCUGACCUCCACGGUCAAACUGCCCAUUAAGGUGAAGAUUGUACCGACGCCUCCUCGCAGCAAGAGGGUGCUGUGGGACCAGUACCAUAAUCUGCGUUACCCUCCGGGCUACUUCCCCAGGGACAACCUCCGCAUGAAAAACGACCCUCUGGACUGGAACGGAGACCACAUCCACACUAACUUCAGAGACAUGUACCAGCACCUGAGGAGCAUGGGAUACUUCGUGGAGGUCCUGGGAGCUCCCAUCACCUGCUUUGACGCCAGUCAGUACGGUGCGUUCACGAACACGAGGACAGAAUCUAUUUAUUUUUCAUUGACUCUGUUGAAAAUUGUGUUUUGUUUUUUUUUAAAUUAUUUUCUUGGUGUCACUUGCAGGCAGUGGUGGAUGCCAGACACGGGGGGCGCUAACGUACCAGCACUGAACGACCUGAUCUCAGUGUGGGGGAUGGCUUUUGGUGAUGGGCUGUAUGAGGGGGACUUCACCCUGGCUGAUCAUGACAUGUAUUAUGCCUCAGGCUGCAGUAUUGCCCGAUUCCCAGAAGAUGGAAUUGUCAUUGCCAAGAACCUAAAGGACCAAGGUCUGGAGGUGUUGAAGCAGGAGACGGCAGUGGUGGAAGGGGUUCCCAUCCUGGGACUGUACCAAACACCUUCAGAGGGCGGAGGUCGCAUCGCACUGUACGGAGAUUCGAACUGUAUCGACGACAGCCACAGACAGAAAGAUUGUUUCUGGCUGCUGGACGCUCUCCUUCAGUACACCUCCUACAGCAUGACUCCUCCCAGCCUCAGCCACUCUCACAGUAGAGUAGCGCCACCUGCAGGCACAGACCGCCUCCUGCCUCAGAGACUGGAAGGAAACCACCUCUACCGCUACUCCAAGGUCCUGGAGGCUCACCUGGGAGACCCUAAGCCCCGCCCAUUGCCAGCGUGUCCUCACCUGUCCUGGGCAAAGCCACAGCCAGUCAAUGAGACAGCACCCAGUAACCUGUGGAAACACCAGAAACUCCUCUCGGUGGAUCUGGACAAAGUGGCUCUGCCUAACGUGAGGGCCUACCGUCCCCAGGUCAGACCUCUGUCUCCUGGUGAGAGCGGAGCCUGGGACAUUCCUGGAGGAAUAAUGCCUGGUCACUACAACCAGGAGGUGGGCCAGACCAUUCCCGUCUUUGCCUUCCUGGGAGCCAUGGUGGUCCUGUCCUUUUUCGUGGUCCAACUCACCAAGGCCAAGAACAAACCCAAGCGCAGGAAACCCCGCGUGAAACGCCCCACGUACCUGCAGCAGCAGCAGCAAACGACCAUGGGGAAAAACCCCACAGUCUGAGCAGGAACUGCAGCACCGAUGGACUGCACCUGCACAAAGAACUCAUGUUCGCCUCUGGAGAGUUUGGGAAUUGCGAUGAACUGCCGAGACAGACGUCUGACUGCCAUUAGACCCUAACCCUCCAGACGGGAACCGCCAACCACGCGUUUGCUGGAUUUUCCGUUUUUGUGCCUCUCAUCGGUUCCGGGCUGUUCCUGGACGUUUGUGGACUGAUGAACAGUGUUAGACACAUGAUGUCAAACAUCUGGCCCCUGAAACAAACAAACAAACGUCUGUUUUUCCCCUUCUCUUCUCUGACCAAACUGUUUCCUCGUGACUGACUUUCUAUUAAUUUAUUGAAUUUGUCCGUUCCCUACAAAAAAAACAAAACACAAUUGGACUAAAUAAAAACACUAAAACAUAAUGACAGCCAUUACGGGAUAAAAGCAGUGACAACCCCCCCCACACACACACACACACACACGUGCAGUGACGUUUGUACCGUGACUGCUCCGUGGUCGUCAUCCUCUUCCUGUUUCCUGUCUGUUUCUGUCUUUUCAUGGUUUUUGUACUUUCUAUAACGAGCGAACUUUCACAGACCUUCUGUUGAUGAACCUUCAUGAUCUCACGAUCAACAAAGUAGCAUCGACUUCUUCAACUAUAUCUCAUCAAUUAAAAAGCAUUAAAAAAUGG